ACACAUUAACACAGUUGUUGUUUUUCCCACCAAUUUGUACAGUCAUGUUAAUAGCGGAAGAAACCUUUUUGAAUGUUUUAGUCCAUCUUUAAUCACAACAACCUGCCAUUUGAACUCAUUUGAAUAUCCACUCUAGUAUAGUAAGGAAUGUUAUUCAUUUAGCAAUCAAUAAAAAAAUGAAAUACAACAGAUUUUGGGUUGUUAACGAUAUUUACAAUAGCCAUAACAAACAAAAUAUGAAACAUAAAAUCUUUAACUUUUGUGGAAUAUAUAUGGUAGAAUCUUGACUGUCAACUGUCCAAAACUGUCAAAUCGCUUGGAAAUUUUCCAGGUCUGAUUAAUGUUUACCUUCAGGGACGUUAUGGUGUGAUAUAGUCAUCACUCCAAAGAUAAAGCUCAUCCACGACAGGAUGUCACGAGCACCUUGUCCAUAUAUGGACUGUUGUUUUUUUCUAUUCCAGAGCCUACAUAUAGAGCCAGUGAAGUAUGUGAAGCAAACGCAGCCAAAAGCCAUUCAGUCUUAUGCAGCUUGGUCGAAUUCAUUGGGGGGGUCAACUCCUGAGGAGCGGAUGAAGAAACAAAUUUUGCUUAUAUUCACAUUCAGAGGAAUAGUGAGCAAAGGCAAAAAGGGGAAAAAAAGAAAAUGGCCAACUUCAUAUUAAGGACGGCCCAACCAAAGGAUGUAUGUGAUAUCUUGCGACUCAUAAAGGAACUUGCAAAAUUUGAGGAGAUGGAGGAACAGGUCAUCCUAACCGAGAAAGAGCUACUUGAAGAUGGUUUUGGAGAUCAUCCUUUCUACCACUGCUUGGUGGCUGAGGUGCCAACGGAAACGAAAACAGCGGAAGGGAACACUGUAAUCGCCUUCGCCAUGUACUACUUCACCUACGACCCUUGGAUUGGAAAGCUGCUGUACCUGGAGGACUUUUAUGUCAUGCCAGAGUUUCAGGGGUUUGGCAUCGGUUCAAAGAUUCUAAAGGUCUUGAGUGAGACGGCAGUGAGGACUCGAUGCAGCAGCAUGCACUUCAUUGUAGCAGAAAACAACACCAAAUCUAUUGAAUUCUACAAGAGAAGGGGGGCGGCUGACCUUUCAUCCGAGGAAGGCUGGCGCCUGUUUGCCAUUGACAAGGAGGAGCUGUUAAAAAUGAACGCAAAAUAAAACACUUAAUCCACCUCA
This is a messenger RNA of Syngnathus typhle (broad-nosed pipefish), 1174 nucleotides long. Its product is annotated as diamine acetyltransferase 1-like. The record is from RefSeq and is a predicted model, not a curated record. Gene Ontology annotation, molecular function: N-acetyltransferase activity. Lineage: Eukaryota; Metazoa; Chordata; Actinopteri; Syngnathiformes; Syngnathidae. The coding region runs from base 644 to 1156 and encodes 170 amino acids. The transcript is spliced from 6 exons.